CAUCCAUCAAAACAGAACGAAAUCCUUUCCACCAAGGCUAGAGACGGUAAAGCAACACAACAACCCAUGUCUACUCGAUCCAGUAUCUCCAAACCAGUUUCCUCCCUUCGUCCCAGAGCUGCUGGUAUGGGGUAUCAUGGUAAUCCAGUCGCAGUGCUUGACAUGAAGUCAGACCAAGUCCGACCGCUUGAUAAAGCUGACUUUGAAGGUAAAGACUAUUUCGCGGUUGAGAUUCCCCGAGUAAAGAACAACGUUCCAAUCUACAUCUCGCGAUCGAACGAUGCGAAGCAGGAGUUCAUUGCGGAGGUCAACCUCUGGAGCAUGGGGGUCCGGUACAACCUGCAUAGACUUCUAGGGGACGGACCUCAGCUCUACGUGGUCAAUGCAUAAGGAUGACCAGAGUGAGACAGUGGCUUAGUAUGAUGAUUGUAAGGAGGAUGUGUUCAUUUCCAAUAUUAUUUGCAGAUUUCACAGGGGGCUGGGUGCGCCACUUUGGGACCUUUUCGGACAUUACAUGUUUUUUUUAGACAUUUUUCGGGGAGACGGACCCCUCGUAUGUAGUA
Fusarium odoratissimum NRRL 54006 is the source of this 563-nucleotide messenger RNA. RefSeq lists its product as uncharacterized. The coding region runs from base 67 to 390 and encodes 107 amino acids. The record is from RefSeq and is a predicted model, not a curated record. Lineage: Eukaryota; Fungi; Ascomycota; Sordariomycetes; Hypocreales; Nectriaceae. The transcript is spliced from 2 exons.